AUUUCUAUUCAAACCAGCCACAAAUAUCACCGGAUGAAUUUCAUUUCAUUUUAUUUCGGCAUCAAAGUAUGUUUUGUUAUGGUUUUUAUAAAACUAUUCAUCCCGUCCCAUUUUAAUAGUCAACCUUGUUAUACUCUUUUCUUUUUCCCAAUUGGGUUGGUAGCUUCACGGGCCUGGAAAAUUUUUCUAAAUGAUAAGUCAGCCUAAGUUGUAAGAAGAAUGCUUGAAAUAUACAAAAUGGAGGAGGAAGUCCAAAGGCUAACAUGCAGUUUCGAAUUCCGAGCAUAAUUAAAGCAAUGCGAUUUAUUUCACAUGUUAGACCUCAUGGAAGUUGGAAAAGCUCCACACUGAAAAACAAUGUACAUUUGUUGCUUUCUUCAUUAAUUUCUUCAAUCUCGGCUUAUCUCUUUAAUUGCUGCAGGUAAGUCCAAUGGUUUCCACGGCACUGGAUUGAGGAAACUAUUUUUUCCAUUACAAGACGUGAAUGAUUAGCACUUUCUGCUGGAAAAAAAAUGGUAUCAAUCUAACAGUGCAUUGUCCCUGUGGUGGGUUAUAGCCUAAGAAGACGUAUGAUCCCAUGGAUGAUCGAAAUUGGAAGGAUCUGGGUCUAGAUUGCCUUGCUGAAGUGUUUAAAUGGGUAGGAUUGGAGACACUUUUAUUAAGCGUUCCAUUUGUUUGCAAAUCAUGGCAUAAAGCUACACUUGACCCGAAAUGUUGGCAGAUUCUGAUUUUCCCCGAAAUCAGAUGUUUCGAACAUUUUCUUAGACCAAUGACUUUGGAACUGGUGCAUUCAUAUGCUCUGUCGUGCCAUGAUUUUCCUAGUUUGUCAUUCGCUCGUUUUGUCGUGAGCCGUAGUCACAGGUCUGCUACAGAGUUGGUUCUUCCUGGCACUUGUUCAUGGCAAGUAUUGGAAUACGUAUCAGAUGAGUGCCCGGAUUUGAAAUUCUUAGGCUUGUCACUUGAGUUUUUGUAUAAAAAUGGACAAGCCAUAGAAAACCUGAUUGGCAAAUGGAAGAGCUUGCAAGCAUUGAGCAUUGGCAACUGCUAUAUGCUCAAUGAAAUAUUUGCACAGAUUCAGCUUCACUGCAAGAAAUUCAUUGGCCUGAUUUUCUGUUAUAGUUGGAUUGGUAGCGAAGAAGCAUCGGCCAUAGCCAGUUUGCCAAACAUCAAGUAUUUGAGCUUCAGAAGAGCUCAUAUUCCACAGAACAAUCUGCACCUUAUACUGGAGAGUUGCAGAAGUCUUGAACUCCUAGAACUGAAGCAGUGCAGUGGAUUUGAUUGUGAUAAUCAGAUGAGGAGGAUGACAUCCCAUAUAAAAACUAUCAAAUACGAGGAAUCGAGUUCAGGCCAGGAAUAUGAUGAGUAUAGUUACUAUGUCGACGAGGAGCAAGCUAGACUAGCUUACAACAACUGGUUACAUGUUUAAUAACCGAUUUCCAAAUAUUAACCGAGGUUUCUGUGUUUUAAACUAGGAUAACGUAUACGUUAUGAAUAAAUCGACGUUCUGUCUCCUUUCGGUUUUUUUUUUUUUUUUCUUUGUAAAUGUUUGUUUGACUAGGUCAUUGAUCAGGGGCGUCCCUCAUGAUGGGCUAAUAGAUAGAUGUUUCAUGCGGAAUGUACUAAUAUCAUUAAACAAAGCUUAAAAUGGAAACCUAGCAGAACAGAUGUUAGUCAAAGAACUCAACUUAAGAGAUCAUCAGCUUUAAUAUAAUGUUAAAAGGUACAUAUGCAGGACAGCAGGAGACAAGCAAGAUUCUUUUGUACAGUUCAAAACUAUAAAAUAUGAUGAAAACUAG
Molecule: messenger RNA, 1796 nt
Organism: Oldenlandia corymbosa var. corymbosa
Lineage: Eukaryota; Viridiplantae; Streptophyta; Magnoliopsida; Gentianales; Rubiaceae
Source: the annotation of a GenBank genome assembly